This is a messenger RNA of Aspergillus caelatus, 1514 nucleotides long. Its product is annotated as nucleolar and coiled-body phosphoprotein 1 family protein. The transcript has 2 exons. NCBI's taxonomy places the organism in Eukaryota, Fungi, Ascomycota, Eurotiomycetes, Eurotiales, Aspergillaceae. Bases 61 to 1284 code for a protein of 407 amino acids. Gene Ontology annotation, cellular component: nucleolus; nucleoplasm. The record is from RefSeq and is a predicted model, not a curated record.
CUUCGUACAGUGAUAACACAGUCAUUGUAUCUGGGAGACACUGAAUACAAAACUUUCAUCAUGGCUGGAAAGAAAUCUUCUCCUGCCAAGUUGGCUCAGGAUAAGAAGGCAAAGAGUGCGCCAUCUCUUCCUCCCCAGCUGAUCGCCUCCAUUGAAGCUUUUCUUACCGAGUCUGGAUUCACCAGUACCGGUAAGGCCUUUGCGAAAGAACAGGCCAGCAAAUCCGUUAGCAAGUCUCCGUCCGACUCCAAGAAUGCGCCCUCUUUGCUCGAAAUCUUCCAAAACUGGGCAGAUAACGGAAAGGCUACCGAAAAGUCUUCCGAUUCUAGCUCAUCAGAGAGCUCCAGCAGUUCCAGCAGCGAUGAAGAAAGCUCCAGCAGUUCGGAUGAGUCGAGCGACUCUGACGUUGAGAUGAACGAUGCGUCGAAAGCGCAGUCGAAGAAACAACCCAAGAGCUCCUCUUCCUCUUCUGACUCCGAUAGCGAUGCUGAUGAUGAGAGUGAGGAGGAGGCGGCAGCCCCUGCUCCUGCCAAACCUCAGGGUACGAAGCGGAAGGCCGAGUCUGAUUCGUCGUCUUCUGAGUCCGAGUCUGAGUCCGACAAAGCCCCUAAGAAUAAGAAGACAAAGAUCGCUGCUAAGAAAGAGAGCUCGUCCUCUGACUCCUCUGACUCUUCUGACUCUUCGUCCUCGGCCAGCGACUCCAGCGACUCCAGCGACUCGGUAUCCGAUUCUAGCUCCGACUCUGAUUCCUCUUCCGAAUCUGAGGAAGACACCACCAAGAAGGCUCCUAAGGCGAACCAGAAGACUGCGAAAAAGACAACCGAGCCCUCCUCUGAUUCCAGCUCUAGUGACUCUUCUUCCUCUUCCUCCGAGUCCGACUCCGAUGAGGAAGAUGCAAAGAACAACAAGACUUCAUCAUCCUCUCAGAGUUCCUCUGGCAGUGAAACAGUUCAAAACUCCGACUCGGGUGCCCAGAAGUCUACUAACAUUUCGACACCCAUGACCGGUUCGUCUAGUGCUAGCCCAGCCCCCGGAAAUGGCUCGGCCCAGAAAAAGCACACUGGCGCCCGCCCUACUCCUCUGGCUCUUCUUAGCGAACAGCCUACCGACCACCUGCUUUCCAACGACUACGUCCCCUAUGCUUAUGCUGACAGAGCCUUUAAGGAUCUCUCGGUCACUCGUGGCAAGGGCUUCACGAAAGAGAAGAACAAGAAGAAGCGCGGCUCUUACCGUGGUGGUCCCAUCGAUAUUUCCGGAGGCAAGUCGUUCAAGUUCGAGGACUAAGUGAGGCCAGUUGGUUGAGUUGGGUUGUGCCGGCUGCCAUCAUGUUCAACAUGCUAUCCUUUUUCUAGUACGCUCUACAAAAGUUUAGACCCUUAGAUCUAGCUUUGCAUAUUUAGAUCUUUUUACCCAUUUCUUUAUUCACAACUACAAGCAAGGCGCUGAUGGAGCUGGGACUUCUGUUUAAUAAUUCAUGCAAACUAUCACCAAAAAAAGUCUAAAUUUUUUAUCAA